AUGCUCAGUCUUCGUGGCGACACGUCGCCUGUCCUUGCCGAAGCGCUCUGCUCCUCGAGCCUUGUUCUCUUCGCGUUCAAGGCUCGCCCACAUCUCGACCCUGUGCAUUCUUCAGACCCACCCGUAUACAACCCUGCAGUCCAAUCUCUCGAUCGGUUAGAAUCUCCCGACACCCUUCGGAGUGGUGGUAUACGAGACCAACUGCGAAAAUGGCAUCAGGAGCAUGGCCACCUACACAAUGACAUCAGCAAUGAAUACGAUGUUGAUGCCUCGGGCGAACAAACAAACAACUUUACUCGUUUAGGCGAUGUCGACAACUUCCGCCGUCCGGAUGAGCAGCUUGAGAACGAACGCGAAGACUCGUCUCAUCUGUUAAGUCCCACUGACUUUGAAGAGUGGGAUCCACACCAUCGUUUCUUGCGCNNAAGGAGCGACCUGGUUGUGCUCGACUUCCCCCGCUCCGAACGAGAACCCAUACUUGCCAUCUUUGUACGAAGAGUCGGAAAGCCCGCACAAUCUCAAUUCUAUACCAUCAACGGAAAAUGGCUCCACGCCGUCGAACGAAACAUCCAGCACGUUGUCACUGACUUUGUGUCCUCGAGCCUUGUCGAUCCCAUUCUAUCAUAUCUCCCCGAGUCUGGUGUCACUGAAGAGUUGCUGGACAGAGCGCAAAUGUUCGAUCUUAGUGUCCCCAGAGACGUCUCGGCUCCUUUAGUUACCAAAAUGCUCGGGUUCCAGAGGACGAGCGAAGAAAUUUAUCGCCAGAACGCAACAACUCUCGACGGCGCUCACUGGUCCUUGGCCCAUCCCACCGACCUAAAGUUUGGUACUCUCGAUUUGAUAGCCGCCCGACUCCUGGGAAAGGACAAGGGCGAAGUCAUCUCGCAAGAAAUGAUUUAUGCCGUCCGCAAAGCUCUUUCGAGAGGAGGUUUUGCUUUUGGCCAUGAUCGAAGAAGUCAUCGCAUCACUGGCUUCAUCCAAAUUCGAUCCAAGGACCAGGUGGCAAACGUCGAAAAGGUGCGCAACUGGCUUAGAGCAUGGCAAGAUGAUUUGGCAAUCUUUGCAGCGGGCAAAUCUGCAAGUCACACAUUCUCGCAGAGAGGCCAAUACGUUGCAAACUUUAUCCACAAGGCGAAAUCGCUGAUCGAGAAGAGUCGUGAACUUCGUGAAGUCACUCUUUUCGGUGGUCUGGGUAUCAGCAAAACACGUUUCGAUAUCAACAAGGAAGACGUACUGAAAUAUGAGCUGACAACCGAGUUUGAUGAUUAUGACCGUGAGCUGAUCAAAUUUUUCGAGGCAUGGGCAUGCUCUAGCCUUUUUCUGGGUCUCCCUCGUAUUGAAGCCCUACCUCCACUUAUCCUGCAAGCGACUGGCAUGUAUGAGGAGCACAAGCUGGACCCGAGGUCCGGCUUCAUCUUUCUGCAAGAAAUCGUGGAAGAUGCUGGGGAUGGUGAACACUGGGUUCACGUUCACAUUGCAAAUCCGACCGCAUUCUUCGACCAUGACAAUCCUCUUGCUAAGAUGGCACGCCAUAUGACUGAGACCAUCUACAUGCCGGAGCGUGCUUUCGUCAUGUUGCCAAGGUGGUCGACCAACAAACAUUUCAGUCUGCGGGCUCAACGUCCUGUCUUGACUUUCAGCGCCAGACUGAACUCCCAAGGCGAAACGAUGGAGCAGAAGAUCCAGCCUGGCUUCAUCCGGAAUGUGAAAUUCAUAAGUCCUGGCGAGGCAGCCCGGAUCGUCGGUGUUGCAGGUGGGUUGCACCCAGAUGUUGUCCUAACAGUCGGUGGUGAAUUGCCUCGUCACGAACCCAAGAAGACCGCUAAGUCUCUGCUCGAACCCGAGAUUGAGAUGCUGAAGAAACUGCAACUGCUCGCCGAGAAACGUCAGACAAAGCGUCGCAUGGCUGGAGGUCUGUUCCUCGACUCGAAUCGGCCUGAGAUCAGUGUCUGGUAUAAUGGCAGACAUCCUGGACUUCCGUGGGAGCACCCAUCCAGGGUCAAAGCACGAUAUGUGGAAGGCGAUCCCAUUCUUGAAUAUCGUACGAAACCACUAACUUCGUGGUUCUCUUCUGGCGAAGGAGUUUCCGACAUUCUUGUUCGUGAGCACAUGCUUCUAGCAUGCGAGAUUGGUGCAUCAUGGUGUGCAGAACGUGGCAUCCCCAUCAUCUACAGAGGAACCCUAAUCGACCCCGAAACUAAUGACGCAAAGAGAUUUUACGACGAGGUAUUGGCUCCGGCCACAGAGAAGAACAACGGCGAAGCUCCUAUGCAUCUUGCCAUUGAAUACCUUUCAAACUCUGGUUCCACCGUCCUGACAACCAAGCCUUUACACCAUCGCGUCCUUGGUAUAUCCCAUUACAGCAAGGCUACAUCGCCGCUUCGUAGAUAUGGUGAUAUGCUUUUACAUUGGCAGAUUGAAGCAGCCCUGCGUGAAGAAGCAAAAGCAGGCGGUCAAGUCAACUUUGAAGGCCCAAAGCAGCACAUGCUGCCUUUCUCAAAUGAAGCUCUCCAGACGAUAGCAAAGGGACUACAACCUCGCGAGUCGAUGAUUCGUCGCGCCACCACCUAUGCUGAGGAGCACUGGCAGGCUCAAGUCUUCUUCCGUGCCCACUAUUAUAAAGAAUGCGAGCUACCAGCUACCAUGAACGCCUAUAUACAUAUGCAGCCCAGCACUCAAAGGUCUGAGUUUGCCGUCAUUAUCAANGAGUUCAGUCUGGCUGCUACAUUGAGUCAGCCAGAAGCCUUUGGUCUUGGNGAGGCCAAACCAGGUGACACCUGGGAGUGUGAGAUCGAGAGCGUCGAUGUCUUUACGCGAAGAAUUUUGUUCAAGCCUGUGCGUCUUGUUGACCGCUGGGAAGGAUAG
Messenger RNA from Aureobasidium uvarum, 2865 nucleotides. The record is from the annotation of a GenBank genome assembly. Lineage: Eukaryota; Fungi; Ascomycota; Dothideomycetes; Dothideales; Saccotheciaceae.